Liolophura sinensis is the source of this 1474-nucleotide messenger RNA. Its product is annotated as lipoyl synthase, mitochondrial-like. The record is from RefSeq and is a predicted model, not a curated record. The transcript has a single exon. Gene Ontology annotation, cellular component: mitochondrion. Gene Ontology annotation, molecular function: lipoate synthase activity; 4 iron, 4 sulfur cluster binding. The coding region runs from base 1 to 1119 and encodes 372 amino acids. Gene Ontology annotation, biological process: lipoate biosynthetic process. NCBI's taxonomy places the organism in Eukaryota, Metazoa, Mollusca, Polyplacophora, Chitonida, Chitonidae.
AUGAACGCCCAGAGAAGCUUUGUGUGGUCAGCCUGCACAGUCUACAACAGAGCUCUCCAAAGACAUUUCUCACUCUCUGGCGUGAGAUCGUCAAACUCUAAGCUAUCCAAAGAGCAGAGAGAAAAGAUAGCUGAUGGCCCAAGUCUCAGUGAUUUUGUUUCGGGAGAUGGGCCUGACAAAUGGGAGUGGAAGGAAAAGCUGAAACUAGAGAAGUCAGCGGGAAGACUGAGGUUGCCACCAUGGCUCAGGACGACCAUUGCGUCAGGGGAGAACUACAGCCGACUGAGGAAGGACCUGAGAAAGCUUAAGCUCCAUACGGUCUGUGAAGAAGCUAAGUGUCCUAACAUUGGGGAAUGUUGGGGAGGUGGAGCAGAAAAGACAGCCACGGCCACUAUCAUGUUGCUGGGAGACACAUGUACCCGAGGCUGUAGGUUCUGCUCUGUGAAAACCUCCAGGGCACCUCCACCGCCCGACCCUGAGGAACCUUUGAAUACAGCUACGGCAGUGGCAGCCUGGGGAUUGGAUUAUGUCGUCCUGACAUCUGUUGACAGAGAUGACCUGAAAGAUGGAGGGUCAAAUCACUUUGCACACACAGUACGAGAAAUCAAACGGUUAAAGCCAGAAAUGUUAGUAGAAUGCCUCACGCCUGAUUUCCGAGGUGAUCUGGAAGCUGUAACUCUGGUGGCUAACUCAGGUCUGGAUGUAUAUGCUCACAAUGUGGAAACCGUUGAGGAGCUUCAGAAGUUUGUCCGAGAUCCACGAGCGAACUACCAGCAAUCUCUCGCUGUCCUUAAACAUGUGAAGGACACAAACCCAAGUCUUGUGACGAAAACUUCGCUGAUGUUGGGAUUAGGAGAGACAGAUGAACAGAUAUUGAAAACUAUGGCAGACCUGAGAGCCAUAGGGGUAGACUGUCUUACAUUAGGUCAGUACAUGCAGCCAACUAAACGCCAUCUUAAAGUGAAGGAAUACAUACGCCCAGAAAAGUAUGAGUACUGGGAAGAGGUGGGAAACAAGAUGGGCUUUGCUUACACGGCCAGUGGACCUUUGGUACGCUCAUCUUACAAGGCUGGGGAAUUUUUCAUUAAAAACUUACUGAAGAAAAGACGGGAGACUUAACAUGAUACUCCAUAAAACUCAGCAAUGUUUUACAGAUUACAUACAUAUAUAGGAUAGUACCAUAACUGAAACUAUCUCGAAUCUUUCUCAAGAAUUUUCCUCUGGAACUGUUUAUCUUUGGCUAAAGGACAUUUGUUUCUGAGGAUGAAACAGAAAUUUUUCAGAAAGGGGACGUUUAUUCACGUGUUUCCAAAUGGAAAGAGUGUCAUAGCUCGAGGCACACGUCACUCCGGUCUUGAUAAUCUGUACUAAGGAUUUUCGUUAUUUGUUGUUACAUAGAUUAGCUCGGACUAUUCCAGAACUCAAAAUGUGUAAAUCUGGGUGCACUUUGUUGCAUUAAACUCGUUAUUGUACA